CGUGAGCAUAUAAGAACACCGUUCAGCCAUCAACAGGAUACAGUUCCACUACCCUCGCUCGAAACAUUCUCUCAGGAUGAAGACCUUCGCAGUGGUCGCUGCGCUCCUGCAGGUUGCAGUGUCAAGUCACGUGGCUGUGAGACUUCCGUACUUGAAUCCAGCUGGAGUAAACUAUGUCGGUGGAGUUUCCGCUCACGGUGCUCCGCUGGUGAGUGCUCCAGGUCCAAACCUCGAGUACCAACACGGAGAAGCUGCUCUUCAGUACGCCCAGCAGCCCCAUGGCCUGGAGUACGAACACCAUCACCAGGGACUGGAGUACGCUCAACACUCCCACGGCCUUGAGUACGCCCAGUACCCUCAGGCCCAACUCCAGUACACCGCCCACGCUCCGGCCCACGUUGAGGCCCAUCACGUCGGCUACGCCACGGCCCAAGUUCCAGCCGUCGCUGCAGUCCCCGUCGUCAAACACGUCCCUGCCCUCGCCGAAGUUCCGGUUACCAAAAUCGAGGCUCAGCACGGAUUCAUCGAGAAGCAAGUCGACGUAGCGAAACCCGCUGUAGCCACCAAGAAGUUCCAGGUGCGAAGACCAGCUAUCCAAAAACACUUUUACGAUAUCGAAGAGCAUGUCGUAGUGCGUCCAGCUGGAACCGCGCUUGUGGAGCUUGCCGAGCCUCUGUCGAAGGUGCAGAAGGGCCCGACGGUCGUCCAGGCCCUCGAACACGCCGCUCCUUUGUCAGUGAGCGCAGUCGCAGACGAACAUCAUCAUCAUCACCAUCAGGAGCAUCAUUUGGACGCCCAUUCCCACGGAACCAUCCACGUGACGCCGACUCCAGGCUUCGUCCACGCAACCCCGACCCCCGUCUAUGCUCACGAAGCCGUCCACGUGACCCCGGCCCCAGUUUUGGUCUCGUCUCCAUCCCCCUCUCCAGUCUUCGUCUCCUCCACCGUGGCUCCGCACUACGAAGAGAGCGAUUCGGUGAUUGUGGAGAACGCCAACUUCAGGAACUCCGUCGCUUCGCUGAAGCAGAAGGAACGCCAGAUCGAAGACCUCGAGCAUCAGCAGGACAUCCUCAAGGCUGAAAUUAAUGCUGAAAGAUCUGCUCAGGCCCACUCCGCCCACUCUGGAGUUCAUCACGGAAUCGUGACGCACUCGAACGGAUCACCACUGGAGGAACACGUGGCUCAUUUGGCUGCUCACGAAGCUGGACCAUCGGUGGUACCAAGCGUCAAAUCAAGCCCAGCAGAGGCCCAUGCCAACCAGCACAAGCUUAUCGAACUGCUCACGGCACGAGGUGGAGUGGCUGAGGUUGGAUUCGGCCGCGAAGGUCCCGCCAGCUACGUCGGUGAUGCAGGCCACGUCCAUGCCCGCGUUCUAUCCGCAACUCCGUCUCCGGAUUACGCUCAUCCGACUGGCGAACGUGUCUCGACGAGACGUGUCGUCGUUAGUCGGCCGAUCGAGACGCUCCAGGAGUUCGACGUCGUGGAGCCGGCGACCAAGAUCGAGAGGGUCUCUUACCAGCAGCCCACCGUCAUCAAGACCGCUCGCACCCAUCACGUCAAGGUCCAGACGUCCGUUCCCGUCUAUGGAAAGGCCCUGGCACCAGCAGUCGCCCAUGCAUCGGUCCCCGUUUUUCAGAAGACCGUCACCCCCGCUGCUGAGUACGGAUAUUACCACUGAGGACUUCAUCGCCCCCGUAAUUUUGGUGCAGCGGCUUUUUGCAGCCCACUAAUAGCUCCGCGUUCACACUGCGAGAGAUUCAUGGAUUGAUUGAUUGAUUAAUUAUAGACACUCGUCUUUAGAGCGACGGUGAUAAUCAUUUUACACCGCAGUGUUCGAGACCCUUCGACUUUUAAACAUAAUUAUAUAAUAUACAUUAUAUUAUAUUAUCGAAAUCUUAGGUGUAAAUAUUCGCCAAUGAUCGAUCAAUCGAACGAUUUAUCUUGUAUGUAUAUCAUCAUUUUAUCAGUUUAAUAAAUUAAAUCAAUUAUCU
Messenger RNA from Diprion similis, 1991 nucleotides. RefSeq lists its product as uncharacterized. The record is from RefSeq and is a predicted model, not a curated record. The transcript has 5 exons. Bases 77 to 1678 code for a protein of 533 amino acids. Lineage: Eukaryota; Metazoa; Arthropoda; Insecta; Hymenoptera; Diprionidae.